CUACACUUUCAACACGUGCAUUUGAAAGUAGAUACAUUAUUCACACGGAAAAAAAACUUCAUAUUUUCUAUAAAUUUUUCGGUUUACAGUUAGUUUAUAAAGAAAUUUCACAAAAAUGCAGAACGACGAUGUUGUUUGGAGCAUUAUCAAUAAAUCGUUUUGUUCGCACAAAGUCAAAACGGAUACCCGGAAUUUCUGUCGGCACGAGUAUAAUUUGACGGGUUUGUGUACGCGUGUAUCAUGCCCAUUGGCAAACAGUCAAUAUGCUACGGUUCGUGAAGAGAAAGGUAUUAUAUAUUUGUAUAUGAAAACUGCCGAACGAUCCCAUUUUCCAUCGAAACUCUGGGAAAAAGUGAAACUAUCGCGUAAUUUUGAAAAGGCAAUUUAUCAAAUUAACGAAAAUCUAGUGUUUUGGGACAAUUAUGUUCGGCAAAAAUGUAAACAACGUUUCAUUAAAAUUACACAAUACUUGAUUCGGAUGCGUAAAUUGAAAUUACGGCGUCAGAAACUAUUGGUGCCGGUUCAAACGAAGAUUGAGCGUCGCGAGAGACGGCGUGAAGAAAAAGCAUUGGUUGCCGCCAAAUUGGAUUCAGCCAUUGAGAAACAAUUGUUGGAACGUUUGAAGAAAGGCACCUAUCAAGAUAUCUACAAUUUCCCACAGAAAGUGUUCAACAAAGCACUGGAAGAGGAGCAAGUCGAAGAGGAGGAUGAAAGUGAGGUCGAAGAUGAAGAAGAAGAAUUGGAAAUGGAAACUGAAACGGAACAUGUGUCGGGAUCACGGCAAAAAUCACAACUCGAACUCACCGAAGAGUUUGUGGAGGCUCCAUCCGAUGAAGACGACGAUAGUGAUAGCGAUUUUGAUAUGUCAGACGCGGAAAGCGAGUCUGGAGACGCACAACAAGUCGAGGUACCCAGCGACUUUGAAUCAGACGAUGAUGAUAUCGAGGAUAUUAGCAAACGUGUGCCGAAGAAACCAACAGUCAAGAAACCGAAACAGCUGAAGAAGAAGAGACACGUCGAAAUCGAAUACGAAAUGGAAUCGGAAAAUCCACGACAAAAGGUCAAACAUUAAUGCUGUACACAUAAGGACAUUUUUAGAGAAUAUACAGAAUUGUAUAUCCAUUUUUUUUUCAAACAAAUAAUAAAUUUUAAACAGUUUAUUCUGCUUAUUUUAUAAGAAA
Molecule: messenger RNA, 1181 nt
Organism: Contarinia nasturtii (swede midge)
Lineage: Eukaryota; Metazoa; Arthropoda; Insecta; Diptera; Cecidomyiidae
Gene: Rbm13
Product: protein MAK16 homolog
Exons: 4
Coding region: 116-1072 (318 amino acids)
Biological process (GO): maturation of LSU-rRNA; maturation of 5.8S rRNA
Cellular component (GO): preribosome, large subunit precursor; nucleolus
Source: RefSeq, a predicted model, not a curated record